Malassezia globosa CBS 7966 is the source of this 1272-nucleotide messenger RNA. RefSeq lists its product as uncharacterized. The record is from RefSeq and is a predicted model, not a curated record. The coding region runs from base 1 to 1272 and encodes 423 amino acids. The transcript is spliced from 2 exons. NCBI's taxonomy places the organism in Eukaryota, Fungi, Basidiomycota, Malasseziomycetes, Malasseziales, Malasseziaceae.
AUGGUUCCUGACCGUGCACAGUUGAAGGAGGCCGGGUACUUUGCUCCGGAACGACAUGACGAAGCCUACUUGUGCCGUUUCCUUCGUGCGCGAAAAUGGGAUUUUGAGGCUGCCAAAGAAAUGUUGUUUGAGGCAGAGGCAUGGCGGCGCCAAAACAAAGUGGACGAGUUAUAUGAAAACUUUUCUUUUCCUGAGAAAGAAGCGGUGAAUGAGCUGUAUCCGCAGUUUUACCACAAGACGGAUAAGGACGGUCGCCCAGUUUAUAUUGAGCAGCUAGGAAACCUUGAUCUGAACAAGUUGUUCAAGGUGACCACGCCAGAGCGACUUAUCCAGCAGCUUAUUUACGAAUACGAGAAGUGUCUCAAUGAGCGUAUGCCGGUUUGCUCUGAGCUGCAUCACAAGCUGGUUGAGACUAGUUGUACAAUUAUGGAUUUGAAGAAUGUGGGUAUUGGCCAGUUUUGGAAGGUGUCGACCUACGUACAACAAGCAAGCAAGAUUGGACAAUAUUAUUAUCCAGAAACUAUGGGUCGCUUUUACAUUAUAAACUCGCCCUAUAUUUUUACGACGGUGUGGGCGGUGAUCAAGAAUUGGCUUGACCCGGUUACUCGUGACAAGAUCCAGAUUUUGGGUUCCAACUACAUUGGUGAACUGGCUAAACAGAUCCCAUUGGAGGAGAUCCCGUCUAUCGUUGGUGGGAAGUGUCAAUGCCCGGGAGGCUGUCUGAUGUCGGAUGCUGGCCCUUGGAACACGCCUGAGGGCAAGGAAAUUGUCCGUCGUUAUCAAACAGAGAAGCGCCGACUAAAAUCAGAAUACUAUGGCACAAACGAAGAGCCUCAGCCAUGCUCGCCUGCCAAGCCAACACCCCAUGCAUUGGGCACGGAGACACCGCAGGCUCAGGUGUCGCAGAACGCUACUGCGGAGCAGAAUAUGAUGGUGUCAGCCCCGGCGAUGUUGUCUAGGUCAAAGACUGUGGACGAGCCAACAGACGAGCAGAUGCAUCAACAACAGCCAUCGUCAUCUCCUGUCGUCGCGGACGCGACAAGUUAUCCACAGGCUAAGACCCACGAUGCAUCACAGUCGUUUGAAGUGCAUCCAUCUGUUAUUACAGGCAUGGAUUCGGUUUCGAGUGCCGCCUUAACUGAAUCAGUAACCGAACAUGUGAGCGGCAACACAGGUGGUAUCCCGUCGCCAGCACCUUCUUUAAGCGUCCAGGGAACCGAUGGACUUGCACCUCCCAUUACUUCUAAUGCUCUGGCGCCUCCGAAACAGUAG